GCGGUGAUGUCACAAGGUCCCUGCUUGGGAGCUGUGGGAAGGGGAGAGAGUCGGCAGUGACUCACCCUGCUGCUGCUGGAGCGGACUGAGAGGCAAACUUAACCCGGGCAAGGCAUUUUCUGUUUGGGUGGGAGAUGCAGCCGGCUUUCUGGCUGACAUAAGCUCUGGCAGCCGCGGGGAGACCGACUUGGUAGGAGAAUGAAGGAAAAGCUGCACUGCUGCCUUCUCCUUGCUGUGGUUUUCUGCUGGGUGCCAAGUCCCACCAAGACUCAAGAUUCCCCAGGAUUCUUUCAGAACCUGCAAUGCUUCACACACAAUCUAGAGACUCUCGUCUGCUCCUGGGAUACACCAAACGCUACCAAAUCAGAUAUUCUCUAUCAGAUUUGCUAUAGCGCUUCUAAGCCUCCUUCAUGUUUCAAUACCAGCAAAAGUGCGCUGGAAGUGGAGUUUGAAACGAUUGCGCCGUUGAGGAUAACUAUAAAAGCUAGCAAUGUUCAGGGAACUCCCGAAAUAACAUUUCAGAAAACUAUGCAAGAUAUUCCCUUUAUUCCCCCCGCACCAGAGAUUCUCUCGGUUGUGCCUGAUCACCAGACGGAUACACUGCUCAUACAAUGGAGCGUGGACAACGCCACCCUUCUAAGCGAAGUUGAAGUCCUGUGUGAGAUACUUAUUCUACGCAGUGAGAACAUGGAUAUUGUCAGUAACGCAACAUGGAAGAAACGUUGGACUCCGAGUGACACCGCAUUCUACUGGAACUGGACGUCGGAUUUUCCCCUGCUUUGUACAUCGCAUUCUGUGCAAAUCCGAUGCCUUAUUAAUGAUCAGUAUUACUAUGGGGAGAAAGGCUGGAGCAACUGGAGUCGUCCAUAUACUGUAUAUGGCAGCACAGAAGAAAAGGCUUAUCCCACUGACAAAGUGGUCCCUGUCGGCACCAACAUGACGUUCUGCUGCACGGUGCAGAGCGGCACUAAGAUAAUGUCUGCCGAAUUGGGCAAUGACAGAUAUCCACUAAUCCCUCUGAGCAGCAACAGCAGUGCCGUUCGCAUCCAGAACAUGACAAUGUCGGAGGAGAGUGGGGAUAACUUGAUCUUCUACACAGACGUACUUUAUGUUGGAACUGUGGUCUUUGUAGGAUACCCUCCAGAUAUACCCCAGAACCUCAGUUGUGAAACAAUGAAUCUCAGGCAAAUCGGGUGCCAGUGGAACCCUGGAAGGAUAACAGGAUUGUAUGGAGAGCGAGAAACAAUAUAUACACUACGUGAAAGCUACUCAGGGAAGUUAUGUGUCGCUUGUGAUAACACCGAGGAGCAGUACAGCUGUAAGUGCGACGUCUCCAAAGGCCAGAGCUUGUAUGCAUUUAGUCUGCAAGCCCAGAAUCCUUUGGGGAAGUCUCAAGCGUCUCUUUCCUUCAACGUCACAUAUCGAGUGCAUCCUAAAGCCCCAGAGAACAUCAAAUUAGUGGAUAUCAGCCCUACAGAAGUUUCACUUACUUGGUUUUUGGAUGGAAACUUUGUCUCUCUAAAACUCAUAUGUGAAAUUGAAGUGAGGACAUCCAACAAGGAGAAGGAAAUGCGCAACACUACAGUUAUUGGAUCAGAAGACGGAAAUUACAGCUACAUUAUAGACAAUCUCCAUCCUUUCUACCAGUAUGAUGUCCGCAUUCGCUGUGCUACAUUGGAUCCGUUUUGGAAGUGGAGCAACUGGAGAGCCGUGAAGGGACAUAUCACUCUUCCAGCAGCUCCUGCAAACAAUCUGGAUAUAUGGUUAGUGAAUGGCAGGCAUCUUGGGGGUCGAACUGUAACAGUCUACUGGAAGCAUUUACCUAUCAAUGAAGCCAACGGAAAGAUACAUUCCUAUAUGGUAUCAUGGAAGCCGAUCGGCAGCCACUCGGAACCUCAAACUAUUGUAUUGGCAGCGUUUCACAACAGGACACAGAUUCAGCUUGACAGCGGUGAUGAUGGGAAUUAUGAAAUUACCGUAGUGGCCAAUAACUCUGCAGGAUUAUCCCCACCUUCAAGGAUAACAACUGUGCAACUGGCAAGUGAAGAUGCUACUGCUGAGCUGGCAGUUGGAAACGCAGAAGGAAUUAACAUCACCUGGCAGUCUGAUGCAAAUGCCACUUGCGGCUAUAUCGUGCAGUGGAAGCCAACCUCUCCAUUGGACACCUCUGCGAUGAGGUGGAAACGCUUUCAUACAAAUGCGUCCAGCUGUUUCAUUAGUGCAGACCAGUUUCCUGUUGGUGUGAGGUAUAACAUAACCGUAUUCUCCUGCAGUGAAGGUCAGCACCAGCAACUAAAGAGAGUGACUGGCUAUACAGAAGAGCUAGCACCGAGAGUAGCACCAAAUUUUACUGUACUGGAAACCACUUCAAACUCCAUCUGUGUGAAAUGGGAGGGGAUCCCAGAGGAGGAUCUACGAGGGUUCCUGCGUGGCUACGUUGUGUAUAUUGUGAAGCAGGAAAACACCACGUCUGCUUCCAGCUUCAUAGAUAUUGCUGAUCACGCAGAUCCCAAAAAUAAAAAGAUCAACAUCACUAACCCAGAGAUCAGCAUGCUGAAGAUAAAAGACCUGCAGAGUGGAACAAGCUAUCGCUUGGGGCUGCUGGCCUACACCGGUGCUGGAAAUGGACCCAUUAAAUCUUCCAAUGUAGUGACUAAUGACAAUGCUCUUGGUCUCAUCCUUGCCAUCCUCAUCCCAAUCGUGGUGGCCGUUGUUCUUGGUAUAGUGGCAAGCACUAUAUGUUACCAGAAGAGGGAAUGGAUCAAGGAAACAUUUUAUCCAGAUAUUCCCAAUCCAGAGAACAGUAAGGCUCUGCAGUUCCAGAAGAAUGUCAAUGAGGCCAACCAAGGUAUAAAAACGAUGGAAAUGAACCCCUGCACACCCAAUAAUGUGGAAGUGGUGGAAACCUUCUCAACAGUCCCAAAGAUUCUGGAUACAGAACUGCACUCUCCAGUGACUGAGGAUCCAAAUGGUCAGACUCCAGAGGAGGACUUUGACACAGAAGAUGAAAAUCAUGUUGUUGUGUCUUAUUGCCCACCCUCUACCAAUGAGGACACAGGGAACCUAGCUUCAGAUGAAUCUGCAUCCUCCUCCCAAGUUGUAUACAUUGAUAUCCAAUCUAUGUACCAGCCACAGGCAAAUUCUGAAGAAGAACCCGACGGGAACUGUAUAGAUAGCGCGGGCUACAAGCCACAGAUGCAGCUAGCAAUUAACACUGUGAAUAUGGAGCAGCAGCCUCUUGCAGAAGAGGGUUUUGCUGCCGGUUAUAGGCCUCAGGAAAAUCCAAGCACUUGGGCUGUUGGUUCCGCUGACUCCCCAACCUCUUUGGGUAGUAAUAGUGAAAAUGCUUCCUUUGGAAGCCCUUGUUCCAUUACCUCCAGACAUUUCCUCAUUCCUCCUGUGGAUGAUAAAGACAACCUAAAACCCACCCAUGUAGGAUGGUCCUUAUCAUCCCUUUUCCAGAACAAGCAAGAAGAGUGAAUGUGGAAUCUAAAGACACGAUUGUCAUUCAGGUCACUAUUGAAGGACGUGCCUCUUUUAAUGAUAAGCAGGAAGCGACGGUCUUCUAACUGCGCGGAAACGGGUCUUUUUUCUCACAAAUCCAUCCCUAAAGGGCAUCUGUGAACACUAAACGUCUAUCAUAUGCUUGCCAGUAGCGGUCACAGAUGUGUGGGUGGUUCUUUAGAUGGGUUUAAACAUCAUCCACGCUCAGUACUGGUCCAUCAAUGAGAAUGAGACAUUAGCCCUAGUGGGCUUCUAGUUUAUGUUACGCUUUGGUCUGUAUUUCCUCAUUUUGGAUAGUCACUUUUUUUUUCUGUGAAAAUGGAAUGGGUCUUCCUGGUUUGUGAUCAGGGCAUUGAAUGUAUUUGGUUCUGUUUUCUUUGUAAGAAACACUACUUUGGUUUUAUUAAGCAAUUAUCGCAAUUGUGCGCAAAUUCAGUGGAUCAGUGUCACCUAAUAGAACAGGGAAAGGUGACAGGUGCAACUAGAGGUGGCAGUCUCCAAGCCAAGUUGGGGCUGCUGGGGGUUGACGUUUGACAACAACAAGAAUGUAGUAGAGGUGACCAGCACCUGAUAUUGUCGGCUCAAUGAGCUUUUUUUUUUUUUUUUAAAUAGUUUAUAGGGUUGUUUUUUUAUUUUAUUUGUGUCGCAUCUGAAUUUUAUAAGCAAAGCAGCAUUAGGCCAUAGAAAAUGUGGCAAUAUCAUCUGAUUAUCUUCGGUUUUCUCAUACACUGGACAGUUUUAAAGCAGGGAUCCCCAACCUUUUUUUACUUGUGAGCCACAUGCAGAUGUAAAAAGUGUUGGUGAGCCUCACAAGCAUGAAAAGUUUCUUGGGGUGCCAAAUCAGGGCUGUGAUUGGCUAUUUGGUAGCCCCAUGUGGACUGCUGGCCUGCAGGAGGCUCUGCUUGGAGUAAAACUGUGUCUCUGGGCUUCCAAAACUUGUCUCCAAGCCACUAAUGUAAAAAUUGGCACCUUCUUUGAGGCCACUGGGAGCAACACCAAAGGGGUGGGGAGCAACAUGUUACAUACGAGCCACUGGUUGGGGAUCACUGAUUUAAACCUUCAUAUGGUUGCUUUUCAAACCAAUGAAAAAGAACUGAAAGUGACAUUCAAAAAGUGAUACAAUAAAACUAAACUAAAAAAUGGAAAGCAUUAGGUAAAUACCCUAUCAUGAUGGGCAUACUGUAACCCCAGUGAAUAAGACAAGUGGUGACCAACUACACAGUUUCAGGUGUUGUUAAACUGCUUGUUUCGGCUUCUGGCUGAUGAUGGGAGUUGUAGUGCAAGAGCAUCAGGAGGGUUACUGUUGGCACUUGCCUUGAACUAAGAAGGAAAAGUAGGUGCCAAGUUGUUAGGCAUCCCCAAGUGAUUCUAGUUGUUUAUUUCCUACAUUAGGCUGGAUCUCCUCUUCAUAUAACAGAAGACAAAACGCAUCUACAUAGAUCAUUGAAGGGUAUGUUAAACAUAGGUCUGUGGCGCCUCUUUAAAUCUGUCUUCUCCUUUGAAUUUAUUUAGCCAUGUAGGACAGAUUUUGAUGUCUAUAUACUGCACUCAGUGGCAGAGUUAGCCUUUCCCUAGAUGUGUUGGUAAGCUAAGUGAUCAGCGGCACCAAAAGCCGAUUUGUAGAUUGUCUUUCCAACAUCUGCAAAUACCAUAAUUCUUUGCAGCAGUAGUUCUAGUUUGUAUAAGAUAGACCCAUGGAUGGCAACUGACCCCUAAAGGGAUACUGUGACCAGAAGAAAAACAGAUGCCUGACAACAAUGUAUUUAGUGUAAAUAGUUUUGGAAAUAAUGGCAUAAUGUUCUGUAAAAAAACUCUUGGCCCUUUGGAUGCUUACAUGGUGUCAUUUCUGUUUCCUCUCUGGCAAACAACAUUGGUCCUGUCCUGCCAAAUGGCAGGGGUUCUAGAUAUACACUCAGGUUUCGAGCCAGUGUCCCCCAAAACAAAGUAAGAGCUGUUAUCCUUUAUGUGAAAAAGGCUCGAUCAUAUUGCCUAUACUGCUGCUUGGAGAUGCGUGGGGCUGCAUGUGGUGCUGAUCAAAAUGGCCGCUACCACCUAGUAUUUGGUUCAGUUCAUUAGAAUGUGAAGUGUCAGGGGCCUUCUGACGGCAGCUAUGAGCUCUCAAAACAUACCUAGCAGCUCUUAAGAAAGGGCAAGUAGGGUAGAUGCCAUUGACCCCCUCCUCAUUAGAACCCCAGCAAAGAAAAUACCCUUCUGCUAAUUAUAUGUUAUACCAUUGUGUUGUAUUUGUUAGGUUCUAUAAGUAUUCACAUCAUGAUUUCUUACUUGUGGCCUAGUUGGUUCCUGUACUACCAGGGGUCCCACUGUUAUGUGAAUGAGGCCAGGUGGAUGGCCAGGAUUUCUUUGUGGCAUUGCUGCUAAAAUUGCCUGGUAUUUUGGGAUUUGUGUAUGUUUUGGCCUAUGGAGUCGGUCAUAUGUAAGACAAUUAGCCACCUUCAUCAAACCAUGAUAUGCACUUGGGUUUAACCAAACGGGUUUUCUUGGCUA
Messenger RNA from Xenopus tropicalis (tropical clawed frog), 6009 nucleotides. RefSeq names its product LIF receptor subunit alpha (gene lifr). Gene Ontology annotation, cellular component: membrane. The record is from RefSeq and is a predicted model, not a curated record. Gene Ontology annotation, biological process: oncostatin-M-mediated signaling pathway. NCBI's taxonomy places the organism in Eukaryota, Metazoa, Chordata, Amphibia, Anura, Pipidae. The coding region runs from base 199 to 3480 and encodes 1093 amino acids. The transcript has 20 exons.